Messenger RNA from Anopheles gambiae (African malaria mosquito), 1298 nucleotides. RefSeq lists its product as uncharacterized. The transcript has 3 exons. NCBI's taxonomy places the organism in Eukaryota, Metazoa, Arthropoda, Insecta, Diptera, Culicidae. Bases 808 to 1224 code for a protein of 138 amino acids. The record is from RefSeq and is a predicted model, not a curated record.
UCAUAUAAAUCAAUGGCCAGCAUGCCUUAAACAAGACGCCAUAAAUGCAUUUCCGUCUGGAGGCGGUGUCAAUCUGAACGUUUAUUUCCGGCCCAUGUUUAUGGUCACCUGUGUCUGUUUUGCCAGGUGUUUACAACAUGUUGCUAAACAGUGCAACGGGUGUGUUUUACAACUGCAAAUACCUGCUCUCGUGCUUCGUGUUCGUUUUGGAUUCUGUAGUGUCAUAAAUUGGACAUUACAGUUGGUGCUUUGUAUUAAAUUUCUUCAAUAUUAAAUCGUAUUAUUUGGGGUUACUCUGAAUUAAUUGAAUAAUUUAUUUUCGAAAACGAAUUACUAAAUAGAAAUAAAGAGCUACUCAAUUUGCCUUUACAAUCCCCCUACCACCAGGCGAAAGAAAUAAUGAUCGGGGCUGUAAUCAUUGAAGUGAGCCAAGCAGUAACCAACCAUUUGAUUAAUGUUUGUCUAGCCGGUGUAAAUACACAAACACCAGCAGACACAAAACGAUGAAAAGAAGUAAUACAGAUCAAUCAGUGCUCCCAGCGCCACCCAACCAGUCACAGCCAGCAAUUGCGAAUCAAAUGGAUGAUUAAACGAUGAUUUCGCUCGCUUCAUCUUAUCGUCUGGGGGUUUCCCAUUCCCGCGUAGUAUCAAUCGAUAGGAAAGAAAACAAAACAAUCCACAGGGAGCCGCAGCAUCAGACGCCGAGGUACGAGGUACGACCAGUGCCGUGUCAGUGUCGUACCGAUCGUUCCCGUGGCAAGUAGCGUGUUUUUUAUUUCAUCACAGUUUCAUCGCUAUUCGUUUGCAAUGGCUGGUGCAGGUAGCAGGGCAGGUGAAGGUGGUCAAUAUUUUCUAGUCUGCUUGAUUGGUGCAAUCUUAAUUGGAGCCACUCGUGGCAGCCCCUUACCCGAGCGGCAGGAUGUGGAAGGAAGCAUGGAUACCGAUCGAGUGAACAGUUUGGCCGCAACGACUCCUACAGAAGGUAGCACCAGUACCACCACCACCGAGUAUCCGUACGCAGCGAUAGCCAAGCUUUACGCUAAACCUCGCGACAAGGUAGGAACGAUAGCGUACUCGUCCGGUGUGCACAAGUUCCGGAUCGGACCUGGGGAGGAUGAGCAGAAGCGUCUACUCGAGGAGUAUCACUAUCAUUUCGAAAGGGUGGAAAAGAAUCUACCGCCGACGACGCAGCGAUACAAUUUUGCACCACCGAAUAAAUAUUAGACUGCUGUAACGGUGCCAACGAAAAAAAAGGAAUUGAAAUAUAUGGCCUAUUGAAGGUGAUCGAAAGAAUUAAA